AUGUUUGUCAAUGUCAAUUUUGGCAGACGGGAUGGCCUUUUGGAGGAUGAAGAGCUUCUGGACAUAAUUCGAAAGAAGGUAGCAAGUAACGAUUACUGGACGAGCGAAGCAAGACUGAUGCAUUCGAGCCCACCAUGUUUCUCCUUUUACGUCCAUGGAGACCUAGAGCCGCGCAUCAAGCGAUCUGCAAUGGUUUUCAUCAAAGAACUUAUCAAAUUCAGCGAGAAAGUAGCACCUCUCUUUCUUAACGAUUCGAUCUUUGCCAACGACCAAUAUGAUUACACUUUCAACGGGGUUCUCGACUAUGACAAGGAUAGGGACGAUAAAGAGAAUCAGGAGAAUGAGGAGGAUCAGGAGGAUGAGGAGGAUGAGGAGGAUGAGGAUGAGAACGAAAAUGACCCCGAGGACGAAAAGUUUGGCCAGGGCGAAGUUGAUUCAGCAGCCUGGAUUAGAUGA
Penicillium verhagenii is the source of this 456-nucleotide messenger RNA. RefSeq lists its product as uncharacterized. Lineage: Eukaryota; Fungi; Ascomycota; Eurotiomycetes; Eurotiales; Aspergillaceae. The record is from RefSeq and is a predicted model, not a curated record. Bases 1 to 456 code for a protein of 151 amino acids. The transcript has a single exon.